Balaenoptera acutorostrata (minke whale) is the source of this 5794-nucleotide messenger RNA. RefSeq names its product ADP ribosylation factor like GTPase 6 (gene ARL6). The coding region runs from base 465 to 1016 and encodes 183 amino acids. Gene Ontology annotation, biological process: intracellular protein transport; vesicle-mediated transport; cilium assembly. Gene Ontology annotation, cellular component: axoneme; cytoplasm. NCBI's taxonomy places the organism in Eukaryota, Metazoa, Chordata, Mammalia, Artiodactyla, Balaenopteridae. The record is from RefSeq and is a predicted model, not a curated record. The transcript has 8 exons. Gene Ontology annotation, molecular function: GTP binding; GTPase activity.
CCGGGGACAGCGCGGCUCCUCGCUGGGAGGCUGCAGUUCACCCCUCCAACCUCGCUUACACUUCUUCAAUACUCCUCGCUUUGCCUCUGGCAUUUGGGGGAGCUCUUCAAUCCCUUAACAGGAGCACGGCGGCUGACGCGCUGAGACCUCUGAGGAGGCGUGGCUCCGCACCGGAAGAACCUCCGGUUGCCCGGGGAACGCCACGCACCACGGCGCCUGACCCGCCACUGAUGCUUGGGCUGAGCCGGGGGCUACCCGUUCACCCAACUUGCGGAGGCGGCUUUGCUCAGGCCCAGGGAUCCUUUCUAUGGAGGCCUAGAGAGGAAGACUGAGGGACGCCCGCACCAGAUUCCCAUCGCAGAGACGGAUACGAGCGAGUGCGUCCAUUCCUGUUCUUCAGCAGCUCCCGGGCCCGCAGGACUAACCUCGAAGACCAGCUGGUUUGUAAAUACUUGACUCACAUUAUGGGAUUGCUAGACAGACUUUCAGGCUUGCUUGGCCUGAGGAAGAAGGAGGUUCAUGUUUUGUGCCUUGGGCUGGAUAAUAGUGGCAAAACAACAAUCAUUAAUAAACUUAAACCUUCAAACGCUCAAUCUCAAGAUAUAGUUCCAACGAUAGGAUUCAGCAUAGAGAAAUUCAAAUCAUCCAGUUUGUCUUUUACAGUGUUUGACAUGUCAGGUCAAGGAAGAUACAGAAAUCUCUGGGAACACUAUUAUAAAGAAGGACAAGCCAUUAUUUUUGUCAUUGAUAGUAGUGAUAGAUUAAGAAUGGUUGUGGCCAAAGAAGAACUUGAUACUCUUCUGAAUCAUCCAGAUAUUAAGCACCGCCGAAUACCAAUCUUAUUCUUUGCAAACAAAAUGGAUCUUAGAGAUGCAGUGACAUCUGUAAAAGUGUCUCAAUUGCUGUGUUUAGAGAACAUCAAAGAUAAACCAUGGCAUAUUUGUGCUAGUGAUGCCAUAAAAGGAGAAGGAUUGCAAGAAGGUGUAGACUGGCUUCAAGGUUAUAUUGUCUACUAGACACAGGAAUGGAUUGAAGCACAGUGACCCAUCGAGAGCAACAAAAUGUGAAUGUGAAUGAAACCAAGUUCUAUAGGUCCUUCUUAUUACAGGACCCUUGAAGGUCAGGCCAAAAAAUUCCCGUUUUUGAGCAAGACAAUUGAGGAUGAUUUCUAUUAGGAAUCUCCCUGCCCUGAACAAGGGUGAAUAACAAGAGAUUAUAAAUUCUAGCUGUAGUCUUGUGGCUAUAAAUUUAAUUUCUUCUACACAACCCUUUUAAUUCCAGUUAUUUCUGGGUUUUUUUCUCUUCUGUAUGUCAUAGUGGAUCUAAGAGUAGCCUGCUUGUCCAUACAUAAAGACACAUAGUAUUUCUUUGGUUCAAAGUACUAAAUGUACAUCUGAUAAAUAUUUCUGUGUGUUAUUAGUAAGAUGUGGUGUUUUAGUUAACUGCACAGUCCAUUGUAUUUUUUUCCCUUUUGUGUUGUCAUCAUGACAUUUACCAUUAAACUGCAAAGAACCUUCUAGUUAUAUUUUACAAUUAAGUGAAACUUAACUGAGAACCUCUAGUAGUUCUCAGAAGAGCUAGUGGGAUUUUUCUGUGAACACACCAACUUCAUUUCCUAGACUGUGCAAAGAAGUGGUCAGAGUGACCACUCUGGGACUGAUUCCCACAUAAAACAGAUAGGUUACAGAGGAACAUUACAGAGAAGACACUAGAAGCAUAUUUUCAGCCUUUAUUUCUUAUUUUACAAGUGCUUAUUAUUGUUCACAGUGGAGAUAUAGCAUGGAUGGAAACCCCACAAUUGCUCAUAAUAUAGUAAUUCAAAGCACAGUACUUACUGAAAAUAGGUUGAAUGGUCAUCUGGAUUUUAAAUUGUAGAUCUCUCUCUCUCUCUGUUUUUUUUUUGGCGGCGUGGGUGGGGGCGGUUAUUUUGUCUGUAACAAUGAGGCCACUAGGUGUCAGUAACGACCCAACAUCACAGUGCCACUUGGCCAACUCUGGUCUUACCUAAUUUUUGUGUCUUUGACUUUUCUGAUCCAUUAUCUUUGCAUCUUACCUCCCAAGUCUUUGUAAGAAGGAUACUUUAUGGGAAAAAUUUUUGUGCCCUUGUGUUACCAUAUUAUUUUAUGUAACCUUUACAACAAUUCUCUGCAAAGUAAGUAGUAGUAUCCCCAUUUUAUGUGGGCAGCGUGGAAUAGUAGUAAAAAGCACUUGGGCUUUCAAAUCUAGCAGAUAUAUUCUACUACUUAUUAAUUAUUAACUAAUGUCUCUAUCUUAUAAAAAUAAUUUUCUUCAUCUGUAAAAUUAAAAAAUAAAAUUUCAAAAAUUGCCAUACAGAUUAAAUGAAAUACUGUAUGUGUUAAAGUGCCUACCAUAAGAAAGCACUCAAAAAAUGUUAAAUUUACCCUUUUACCUAACUUCUGUAUUUAGUAGAGGAGGAAACUUAGUAUGUAGGUUUAAAAGUAUAUCAGUUUGGUUUUGAGUAGGAGAUCCUUUGUUCAUAAUUUCUGUGUAACAGUAAAUAGUUUACAUUUUUGUUGCUCCUAACUGUCUCUCUGGAUUUGAAAAGAGGGGGAAACCUAUAUUGCAAAAUAGGUAGCAGUAAAUAUAGUAGACUAGUCUGUGCCUAAAACUGUUAACUUAUUAGCCAAAAGUUUUUCUGUAAAUCUGUGAAAGAUGUUCUGAACUUAUAUCUCUUCAUUUUCCUUGCAAAAUUCUGAAAUUUCCUAGCAUGAUAAACCAGAAGGCCUCUGGUUCAUUUUGGACCAAUUUAAUCUUAUUAUUUUAAGUUUAAGUUUGAAAAAUUGGGGGUAAAACAUUAAAUGACACAUUUUGUGCCAUGAUUCCACUCUCUUUUGGAAGGAUUCUCAAUAAUUACCUAUGCAUUACAGCCCAAAGACAAGAACCCAUGAGUAGACUAUGAAAUAUUUUUUAAAACCACCAGAGAAUAUACAGAAACCAUUGCAGAGGUAAAGAGAGAUAUUUAUAAAAAGAAAUCCUCUCAUGUGACUAAUAAAACUUAUUCAUUGUAUCACUUUAUCUGUAUGUGAAAAGUUAAUAAUGCUUCCAGGUUUUUUUUUUAGAAGUUUAUUUAUUUAUUUAUUUAUUUAUUUAUUAUUUAUAUUUGGCUGUGUUGGGUCUUCGUUUCUGUGCGAGGGCUUUCUCUAGUUGCGGCAAGCGGGGGCCACUCUUAAUCGCGGUGCGCGGGCCUCCCACUGUCGCAGCCUCUCUUGUUGCGGAGCACAAGCUCCAGACGUGCAGACUCAGUAGUUGUGGCUCACGGGCCCAGCCUCUCCACAGCAUGUGGGAUCUUCCCAGACCAGGGCUCGAACCCGUGUCCCCUGCAUUGGCAGGCAGACCCCCAACCACUGCGCCACCAGGGAAGCCCGCUUCCAGGUUUUAAUAUAAGAAUUUUAUAAACUAUGCAUAUGAGUAUUCCAAUGAAAGACCGAGGAUUGAACACACACUUAGUUUCAUCCCCUCUUCAGAUCUCACUAACGGUAAAGAGACUUUUGUUUAAAGCCAUUUAACCCAAAAAGAAUGGGAGCGACAAAAAAUGGCAACCAAAUUUUGGAAGCCAAAUAUCUGAUGAAUGUUGAAUAACUUAACAGACCUGAGAAAGCGGAAUUCUAAGCUAGCGCUGGAGAAAGCUGGAAAGCAAUCCUAGUUUACAUUGCAUAUCCCCUCAAAGGCUCAGAAAUAGAAGGAAAUUGGAAAUAAGGAUGAGGUGAGACGGAAAGGAGAAGACAGUUAUACAUCCUUGCCCCAAAAGCAGAUUGAAGUUUCAUUCUUUGCAGAGAGGCAAAUAGUAUCCCUGGACUGGAGAACACCAAGCACAACUGUAUGUUGGCAUGCUGAACUGAAAAUGAGGAGCAACGGAAAGUUUCAUACUGAAGGUUAUAACCGUCUUCUGCCUUCUCCUAUUUCUCCUAGAAGACACUGGCAAUAGGUAGGAGACAGCAAGUCAACUUUGAGGAGUCAGACCAGACUAAGAGAAAAGACCUAAAGGUAUUAACAUCAGAAAUUCUCAAGGAAAUGGCUUAGCUAGAUACACUAGACUGAAGAUCACUUUUGACAAGCCUCACACAUGUAACAAAAUUCCAAUCAGCUUUAUCGUGUUCACUCAUACAUAUGAGAAGAUAGCAAAAGAUCACCAAGUAUUUGAAGAUCAAAACAUUAGAAUUAUGGAAUGUAAACAAAAAAAGCAGAUUAGAAGAAGACUAUUUAGGGAGAACAUUUCAAAAAACUAUUAGAGUAGCUUCAAAGAGAUAAGAGAGAAUGUAUUACUUUCAUGAAUAUGACAAGAAUACUACUUGAAAAAGAACAAAGAACCAAAAAAAUGAGUUCUUGGAAAAUAAUAAUAGAAUAGUAGAAAUGGAAAACUCAAUAAAAAGAAGAUAAAAAAGAGACAAUCUCUCAGAAGUUGCAAAAAAGACAAAGAAUGGAAAGAAAAGAUAAAGUAAGGAGUCAUUUUAGGAGGCUCAAUAACCUAAUAAGAAGUUCUAAAAGAGAGAACAGAGAAAAUAGAGGGGAGAAAGUCAUCAAAUAAAUCAUCAAACAGUAUUUUCCAGAACCAAAUGAUGAGUUUUUAGUUGCAAGGCCCCUUGAGAGCCCAAUGCAGUGGAUGAAAAUAUUCCCACACCAAGGUGGACCAUUAUUAAAAUCAACACUGGAAGACAGUGGAAGAUUCUACAAGUUUCCUGAGAAGAAAAUAAGAGGUUUCAUCUAGAGGAUAAGGAAACAAAGUAGCAACAGACUUCUCACCAGCAACACUUGGAAGCAAUGCCUGGAAGAAUCUAAGGAGAAAAUAAUAUUCGCCAGCAGUAUCAGUGUAUUAUAACUGUAUAAUACAUCUUCAGCCAUGUAAAGUCUCAAGAGUUCACUUUCUAUACCAUUUACUAAGGUAGCCACUGACGUGUACUGAUCAAAAACAAAAGAAUAAACCGACAAGAAAAAAUAAGGGAAAUAGGAAAAUCUGCACAAGAGAGUUGGGAAGGAAUCCCUAGGAUGAUAGUGGAGAUCCUAGAGUGAUAAUGAAAGAUCUCAUAUUAAAAUAACUGGGCAAACAUGGAGAACAACUGGUUCAGAUUAAAUAGUUUUGCACAAGACUAAGGGAGAGUUCUUCAAGAAAGUGCAAUUGAUUGACUGUGUAUUAUGCUUCAUAAUAGUAAACGUUGAAACAGGGUGAGGGUAGUGGGAUUGAAUUAAUGUUAAGUACAUUUUUUAAAAAAAGCUAAGGCAGGGUUGGGGAUGAAGAACAAUUAAUAACUGCAGGGAAAACAAAAUGUAGUAGAAGAGAGGAAAAGUAACUGGGGUAUAUCACUCGUUUCAGCUGUGAACAGCAUUCACCUAGUCAUCCUAUUGAUGACUACAUUACUGUGUUAGGAAAAUGGGAGUAUUGGUCACAUGAUGAGCGUGGCAGAAGAACGGUGUACGAGCGUGUGAGAACCGAAGCCCCUUAUUACAUUGAAGGAACUGAUAUUUCAAGAAGUAAUAAUAAAAGCAUAUUAUUUAGAGGUACACAGGUAAUCACCUAAAAGGGAGUUGAAAGUAGUUGCCUGUGAAAGGAGAAAGGGGAUGAGGCAAGGGACUGCUUUUUUUAAUACAAGCCUUGUAGAACUAGUUGAUUUUAAUUAGGUGCAUGUACAACGACAGAAAUAAAAACUAUAGUGUGAAUUGUGCUUUUAAAAAGAAAAAAGUGUACACAUAGGUUUCUACCAUGUUCUUAUAGAUAUGUCUUGGAUUAAUUUAGAGAAUGGGUUUUGCCCUGUAGAGACUGAUAAUUUUUUAUUUGGUU